AUGGCCGAUACAGCAGAGCAGGUUGCGACGGCGCCGGUCGCCGAUCAGGAGGAUGAGGAGAUGGCGCUGGCGACGACAAAUACCGAUGUCGCGGCCCCGACUACGAAAAAGGUCGUUAGGAAGAUCAUUCGCAAGAAGAAGCGACCUGCGCGAGUGCAAAUCGAUCCCGACACCCUCACAUCAGAACCUCCUCCUCAGACCGGUACGAUCUUCAACAUUUGGUACAACAAGUGGUCGGGCGGCGAUAGAGAAGACAAGUACUUGUCCAAGACUCACGCCAAGGGUCGUUGCAACGUCGCUAAAGACUCUGGCUACACCAAGGCCGACGGACUGCCGGGGAGCUUCUUCUGUCUGCGGUUCGCGCGCGGUAUCUGCACCAAGGGCCAGGAUUGCGAUUACCUCCACCGACUUCCUGGGACGUACGAUCACUUCAACCCCAAUGUGGACUGCUUCGGACGCGACAAGUUUUCCGAUUACCGAGACGAUAUGGGUGGCGUUGGAAGUUUCAUGAGGCAAAACAGAACUGUCUAUGUGGGAAGGAUACACGUCACCGAUGAUAUUGAAGAGAUUGUGGCUCGACAUUUUGCUGAAUGGGGUCCUAUCGAGCGCACCCGUGUUCUCAACACCCGAGGUGUCGCAUUCGUAACCUACGUCAAGGAAGCCAACGCCGAAUUCGCAAAGGAAGCCAUGGCGCAUCAAUCUCUCGACCACGAUGAAAUUCUCAACGUUCGAUGGGCCACCGCCGAUCCCAACCCGAUGGCGCAGGCGCGUGAGGCGCGAAGAAUCGAGGAACAGGCCGCCGAGGCCAUUCGAAGAGCCCUGCCUGCAGAGUUUGUCGCCGAGAUUGAAGGCAAGGAUCCCGAGGCCAGGAAGAGGAGAAAGAUUGAGAGCAGCUAUGGCCUUGAAGGAUACGAAGCUCCCGAUGAAGUGCACUUCGCUCGGGGCGCCCAGGCUGUGAACCCCCUAGGAAGGGAAGGGUUUGAUGUGGAAUACCAGGAACGGCCCAUGAUCGAAAACGGCGAGUCUAGCGAGACACCAGCGCAGGAGGAGCAACAGCCACAGCAGGAGACGGGGGGCAUCUUUUCGGGCAGCACACUUGCGGCUCUUAACAAGGCCAAGGUGUCGGUGGCUUCCAAGCCCAAAGCUGCAGCCUCAGCAGGACCGCUGGUGGCAUAUGACAGCGACAGCGAUGAUGAAUAG
Molecule: messenger RNA, 1200 nt
Organism: Fusarium vanettenii 77-13-4
Lineage: Eukaryota; Fungi; Ascomycota; Sordariomycetes; Hypocreales; Nectriaceae
Exons: 2
Coding region: 1-1200 (399 amino acids)
Cellular component (GO): U2-type catalytic step 2 spliceosome; Prp19 complex; U2-type catalytic step 1 spliceosome
Molecular function (GO): metal ion binding; pre-mRNA binding; U6 snRNA binding
Source: RefSeq, a predicted model, not a curated record